AAUUUUGCAAUUUUAGUAUUGGUCUAUUUCUCAAUCUCAAAAUCAUAUUCAAAUUUCUUGUUGGUUCAUACAAAGUCAUUUGUUUCAUUUCUCCAACAAAAUUUUCUUGAUUAUAAAAGAUUGAUGAAAAAAUAAUAUUAAAAUACGAUGAAUUCAUCGUCGAAAGGAUUGGAAUGGAAAGAAUGGUUACAAGGAUGGCUUCGUUUAACAUAUGAGACACUGUUUCAGAAAAUUCAUGCUAAACAUUUACAAGAACCUUUGCCUUUACCUCCUCUCAAUGGCCUAAAUUGCAUUGUCACAGGAGCCACUAGUGGCAUUGGACUUGAAAUUGCUAAACAAUUGGCUGAGUCAGGUGCACAUCUUGUUAUGGCUGUAAGAAACACAAAUCUUGCUCAUCAACUCAUUGAAAAAUGGCAAAGAAAUGAAACUGUAUCGAGGCCCUUAAGCAUCGAUGUUAUAGAACUUGAUCUCUUUUAUCUCGAGUCAGUUGUAAAAUUUGCAAAAGAAUGGAAUUCGAGAUCAAAACCUCUUCAUAUUCUCAUCAAUAAUGCUGGAAUCUAUUCUAUAGGACAACCACAAAAAUUUACCAAAGACGGAUAUGAAACACAUAUACAAGUGAACCAUCUUGCACCUGCAUUACUAUCUCUUCUGCUUUUGCCUUCUUUGAAAAGAGGCUCUCCAAGCAGGAUUAUCAAUAUGAAUUCCCUUAUGCAUGUAAUUGGCGUUGUGGAUCCUCAAGAUAUGAAUUUCUUAACCAAGAAGAAUAAGUUCACAAGUAGAAAGGCAUACUCGAGUAGCAAAUUGGCACAAAUGAAGUUUAGCAGUAUACUUCAAAAACUCCUAAUUAAUACUAAUAUUCAUGUAAUGUGUGUAGAGCCAGGAGCUGUACGUACAAAUGUUACGCGAGAUCUUCCAAGAAUUCUGAACAUUCUUUAUCAGAAAAUGUUCUUUUUCAUGUUCGAUGCUCAACAGGGUUCAAGAAGUGCACUUUUUGCAGCUACUGAUGCUGAGAUCUUGGAUUAUUGUGGUGUGUUGAAAGCAGAAGGGUGUAUUGGUUGUGCCUUCAUUGGUUGCCAUUGUAGAAUUAGUGAACCUAGCAAACAAGUAGAUAAUGAGAGAACCUCUUUUGAAAUAUGGGAUAAGACUAUGGAAAUGGUUGGUCUUCCUGCAGGGUGUGUUGACAUGAUUCUUCAAGGUGAAGAAAUUCAUUGCCGCUAUGGAGCUGUUAAUGAUCGUUAAGUCUGGCCUAUACAGAAAGUUUUGCUCUUCUAGUAUAAUUUUUCAAUGAAAGAGAUACAAUUGAACUCACUUAUCGAACUUCUAUAGUGACUAUUUUGUAUGUUGUUUAGUCAUACAUAUUCAAAAUUCUUCUGAACGAAACAUGUAAAGUUUUUUUUUAGGGAAGAAACAGUUACUUAUGAGAUGUAGCUUUAUGUUAAUUAGGUUUCAUAUUGAUUGACAAUACCAAGACAUGCAAUAAUGUUAUAUGGUAUGAUUUUCUUAAAUUUAAUUAAGCAUACUUUAGUAGCAGAAAAGGUUAAACUCAAACUCAUUAAUUGUGGAAACUCUAUCCAAUAAUUUUCUUCCAUACUUAAGCUAUCAUCAAAUGCUUAUUGAAACGCACCCUACUCUAUCACCGAUGUCUACUAUGUACUGAUCAAAAGUGAUAAGAACUCUAACAUCACAACUAAUACGUCUCUAAUGAAACACAAAAUUCAAAGUUACCAUAAGAUUCUAUCAUACAGCAGUUUUACCUCAUCUUUGUACUAAUUCUGAACAUGAGAUAUAUGAGUUAAACUACGACAAAUGUAAUAACGCCAUGUAAUCAACAUGAUCAAAUCAAAUUUCACCUCAGAUUCCUGAUAUCAUUCUUGCAAAAUGUUACCAGAACAGAUUAUAAUCGAAUUGGUUCAUUCAUAGGGAUCCAAAAGACCUAUAAAGUUCAAGAAGCCGUGCAUAACCAGAAUCACAAAUGACUACAAAUUGAAAUUUAUCAAAAUCUGGUUUUAUAACAAUCAAGAAUUUUCAUGUCACAACCAAAAACAA
Molecule: messenger RNA, 2046 nt
Organism: Solanum lycopersicum (tomato)
Lineage: Eukaryota; Viridiplantae; Streptophyta; Magnoliopsida; Solanales; Solanaceae
Product: dehydrogenase/reductase SDR family member FEY-like
Source: RefSeq, a predicted model, not a curated record